Gallus gallus (chicken) is the source of this 4167-nucleotide messenger RNA. RefSeq names its product malignant fibrous histiocytoma-amplified sequence 1 homolog. Gene Ontology annotation, molecular function: protein binding. The record is from RefSeq and is a predicted model, not a curated record. The transcript has 11 exons. Lineage: Eukaryota; Metazoa; Chordata; Aves; Galliformes; Phasianidae. Bases 1456 to 4026 code for a protein of 856 amino acids.
GGUGUAGAACUCAAUAACAAUCAAAUGCCUCAGACCAGCAGAGUAAUUCCAGGAGAAACAAAGAAGAGAUUUGUGUUUAGGACUCCCGGAUUGCUACAGUUUUCAGGGUUACUUUGAUCACAUUUUUUGGGCUGUGCACCUGUCUUGCUAAAAGUUUGAAACUGGACACCACUUUUCAUAUACAGUAUAUUGAGAGUUAUAUACUGUUUCCCUUGUGUUUAUUUAUCGAAAUAUGGAUUGUCUUUAGGAAUUUCUGAUUUAAUACUUGAAAUGUGGUAUUUUUAGCCUGCUCGAUGGUGAGCGAAGCUUUACUCGCUCUGUCGUCUGGGGAUUGCAGAAAUGAGCUAACCUUUAUAAAUUGACUUCAGAAACACUGCUUGAGAUGUGGUGUUUAUUUUCAUUCUGUUGGAAGUAUCUCGUUAGUGAAAAGUUUAAUUUUAGGGAGGGAGAUUAUGUUGCACUUCUGUAAAUAAUGCACUGAUGGCUGGUUUUGUGUCUGCCUUUCAGGAAAAAAAUGAAACAACAAGCAAACGUUGUGAAUUUUCGGUAACAAGCUUGAGGAACAAGAUUGAACUGAUGUACAAAGCAGAAAUGUGACAGAAUUUAUAAAGUUAUUUUGAAUGGUUUUAGUCCUAUAGCAGGUGUCAUUUGUUUGCCUCUUUCUCUGGCCAUUCUGUAUAAACAUGCACACGUAAGGAAUGCUCCGUUUCUAGAGGAUUGGAGUUGGAUAAGUGAUUGUUCCUCCUAGGAAGGAGGAGGACUGCUUCUCGAGAAGCAGGGAGUCUUGCAUGCGUAAUGACUUCAUCUUGCUUUCUUUAAAAACACCCCUUGUUCACCUGUACUGCAGAGCAACCAAUGUUCUAAGUGAUCGUUUGAAAUACUUAGAAAUAUAUUCAGCACCUUUGAUUAAAAACACCUUUCUGCUUUUACCUGUGUUAGGAAGAGGGAGGGCAUUUAACAAGGAAGCUGAAGAGAAGAAUCACCUGUUUCUUUCAAUGGGAACUGAAUAUAUCUGGUCUGUUGGAACAGUUAGCAGUAAAUCUGAGUGCACAUGGAAACUACCUUCUUUGAGGGUAGUCCUGCUGCUCACCUUACAGAGAAAACAGUUAGGCUCUCUGGGAUGAUUCUUUUACCAAACAAUUUUUCAUCCUGCAUUUUUCCUGAUGAGCAUGGGAUUAGCCCACGGAAAAAUAGCAAAACCCCUCAUCUGUUGCUGAUAUACCUGACUUUUCAGUGAGCUCUCAUCUUCUGACCUCUGUCACGAGGUUUCUAUCUGCAUACUUGCAUACUAUGAUUUUGACUGCGGCUGGGUUUGGGCCUUUUGUUCUUUCCCCCCAGUCAGGCCUAGCAAAACACCUCACUGCCACGAUUCAUCAUCCUAGAGAUGCGCUGUUGACAAGCCCAGAGCCUUUUGGAGUUGGUUUUCCCUGCUCUGUUCUUCGGAUGAAAGUAUAAAUGGAAUGUGGUCAAAGAAUGGGUCAGGAGCAGGACUGUUUGCGGGAGGUGACGCUCUCCACCCAAAGGCUGCGGGUGCUGCCUCCAGCAGUCCUCAGUAACCCCGCUCUGGAAAGCCUUGACCUCGACAGGAACAAACUCAGGAGCAUCACCGGCAUCUCUAAACUUGGCAACCUGAAGAAGCUCAUCAUAUCCAAGAACGAGAUUGUGGACUUUCCCACUGAAAUCCAGAGCCUGAUCUAUUUAGAGAAGCUUGAACUGAAUCAGAAUCAAAUCCGGGUCAUCCCAGAGGGCAUCUUCUGCCAUCUCCCCAGGCUUAAACACUUGCGGCUGAACAACAACCGUCUUGGUGCUCUUCCCAGGGACCUGGCAGCUUGUCGAGGCAGCCUCCAGUACCUCAACAUCUCCAACAACCUGUUCCGAACCUUCCCCCAGCCCGUCCUGCAGCUGGCGAACCUACAGGAGCUCCACGUGCAGAACAAUGCCCUUCGCCAGCUCCCCAGGGAGCUCUUCCAGGGACAGUCCCUGAAAAUGUUCAAGGCCAACGGGAACCCGCUCAGGGAGCCCCCCACUGAGGUCUGUGCUGGUGGCAUCCAGCAGAUCCUGAAUUAUUUCAACCAGCUUCAACACGGUUCGGGACAGGAGGACAAGAGGAUCAAGACCAUGUUCCUGGGCGCCUCGCUGGCUGGGAAAUCUACCAUCUGCAAAAGCCUGAAGCAGAGGCAAGCCAAACUGGUGCCCAAGGAAGAACGAACAGUUGGGAUAGAGAUCAGUGAGUUUCGGAUUGAAGACUUCACCUUUCUCUUCUGGGACUUUGCUGGCCAGCUGGAGUAUUACAUGACGCACCACGUGUUCAUCACGCCACAGGCACUCGUCAUCCUUGUCAUCAACCUCCACAUGUACCAAACUAACGAUGAUGCUUUCAAGGACCUUGUUGGUUUCUGGAUCAACAACCUGUUCAUGCGAGUCCCAAACUCUGUGGUGCUUCCUGUGGGAACCCACGUGGACUGCUGUCAGAAGCAAGAGGUGGAGGAGAAGAGGUCCAACAUCAUGGCCAAGAUCACGGCCAUGCUGGCGGAGAGGAAGAGCAACCUCACUCACUUCAUCAACAAUCUGGAGGACAGUGAGGAUCCUGAGGUUUAUGUGGACCAGUGGGAGAGGCUGAAGGAGAUGGAGAGUUGCACGUUAACCAUCUUAGACCUGGUUGCUGUCAACUGCACAGAUCACCGCGAUAUCAGAAAGCUCGAAGCCACAAUUCUGGAACACGUGAAGAAUGAGGAGCUAUUCCCUGAGGUUGUCCGCGUGCUGCCGCCCGUCUACCGGGAGGUGGAAGCUGCCAUUGUGGGUAUCACCCAGAGUGAGGAGAUGGCAGACCACGGCAUGAUGGACCUCCAGUACCUGCUCAGCAAACUCUCCCAGCGACAGCACCUGGCCAACCUGGACAGAGAGCUUCUCCAGGACAUCCUGCGCUACCUCCACCGCAUUGGCCUUCUCGUGUGGUACGAAGAAAUCAAGCACCUGGAAAGCACUGUCUUUCUGCAGCCCACCUUCCUAAUAACUACGUUCAAGCUCCUCGUGAGGGACCGCCUGGUCCAGCAGCUGGAGAGCAUCUCUGUGGACAUGCUGAUAGCGGAACGUGCCACCAUCAGGGACAGGUUCAACUGGGUGUGGGCCUUCAAGUCAAAGGCAAUGCUGUGCCAUCAGGCAGUGCGUGCUUUGGUGAAGUACCAGCUUUGUUCGGAAGGGAUGCAGAACAUCUUUGAGGAGAUCAUGGGGGACAAGACCCACAGGGGGAAAGGGAAGCUUUUCAGCCUUCUGGAGCACUUUGAGCUCUGCCUGGAGGUGAGGCAAGCCAAAGCACUCAAUCCUCAGGCCAGUGAGUUUGUGCCCGGGAAGACAUGGGAGAGAACACAGGACCAAGGCGAGUCCUGGUACUUGUUCCCAACCUACCUAAACCAGACUGAAGAGGUCGCUGAGGUGUGGGGAGGAGAUCACUGCGAGGACCUCCACAUCCGUACCUACUUCUCACCUGAGAUACCCGAGGGCUUCUUCCACAGGUUCCUUGUGAAAGCUUGCUCCUUCUACUCCACGCAUUGGGUGGCCAAGUCGACCUGCCUGCUCGUAUGCAAUGGCAAACCUCUGCUGAUUAAAGAGAACAACCAGCGGGCGUACAGCUACCUGGAGCUGAGGUGCAGGAAGCCAGCAAGAGCAACAGCAUUCCAGUUCGCUUGGGACUUCCUCAUGGCGGUUGUGUUUAUCAUCCAGAAGCUCUCCGAUGAGUGGCCAGGGCUGCACAUGUGUGUGAAGACCCCUUGCCGCACGGCCGGCUGUCCCGCAGAGCUCAUCUGGCCAGACAUGGAUGGCAAAGCCCCCAUGACAAAGGAAGAUGUUAAAACUUGUGGAACCUGUGGGCAUCGGUUUGCUGCAGAGCUGCUCUUACCCAAAGUGCCCGGGCAGCCGGAAGCAUCCCCAACGCAGCCCCCUGUCCACUACUAUGUGACCAGCUACGGCACCACCACCUUUGGGCCCAGCAGCAUCCACGUCACCCGGCAGAACAUCACCAGUGAGUGACUGCAGGCCAGUGGGGAGGGAUGCUCCCAUGGAAGACAAAAGAAGUGUUUUAAGCUGAAUUUCAAGCUCUCCUCAGCACGUUGAGCUUACAAGUAUUGCUUGCAUCCUUACUACAGGGCAAUAAAUGCAUAAAUAACUGUG